CCCGCCCCAGCUGCCGCCCGCCGGCUCGCCAGUGCAGCGGCGAUGCCCCGGAGCGUCGACCCCGGUCCUGGUCCCUGGCCCGCCGCGUAAUUAGCCUCCGCGCGCCCAGAGCGCGCCGCCGCCAACGCCGCGCCCGACGCAGCGAUGGGCAACACGGUGCACCGGACCCUGCCAGACCCGAGCCCACCGGCGCGCCUCCUGGCCACCCGGCCGUGCUGCGGCCCCGGCCCUGAGCGGCGCCCGGUCCUGGGCGAGGCGCCGCGCUUCCACGCGCAGGCCAAAGGCAAGAACGUGCGGCUGGACGGCCACUCGCGCCGGGCCACGCGGCGCAACAGCUUCUGCAACGGCGUCACGUUCACGCAGCGGCCCAUCCGGCUGUACGAGCAGGUGCGGCUGCGCCUGGUGGCCGUGCGCCCGGGCUGGAGCGGCGCGCUGCGCUUCGGGUUCACUGCCCACGAUCCGUCGCUCAUGAGCGCCCAGGACAUCCCCAAGUACGCCUGCCCCGACCUGGUCACGCGGCCGGGCUACUGGGCCAAGGCACUGCCCGAGAACCUGGCGCUGCGCGACACGGUGCUGGCCUACUGGGCGGACCGCCACGGCCGCGUGUUCUACAGCGUGAACGACGGCGAGCCGGUGCUCUUCCACUGCGGCGUGGCCGUGGGCGGCCCGCUCUGGGCGCUCAUUGACGUCUACGGCAUCACCGACGAGGUGCAGCUUCUGGAGAGCGCCUUCGCCGACACGCUGACGCCCGCGCGCCUCAGCCAGGCCCGCUUCAGCGCCUGCCUGCCGCCCAGCAGCCACGACGCGGCCAACUUCGACAACAACGAGCUCGAGAACAACCAGGUGGUGGCCAAGCUGGGCCACCUGGCGCUGGGCCGCGCCCCGGGCCCACCGCCAGCCGACGCCGCGGCCGCCGCCAUCCCGUGCGGGCCCCGUGAGCGCCCGCGGCCCGCGUCGUCGCCGGCGCUGCUGGAGGCCGACCUGCGCUUCCACGCAACACGCGGGCCCGACGUGAGCCUGUCGGCCGACCGCAAAGUGGCCUGCGCGCCGAGGCCCGACGGCGGCCGCACGCUGGUCUUCUCCGAGCGCCCGUUGCGGCCCGGCGAGAGCCUCUUCGUGGAGGUAGGCCGUCCGGGGCUGGCGGCGCCCGGCGCGCUGGCCUUCGGCAUCACGUCGUGCGACCCGGGCGGGCUACGGCCCAACGAGCUGCCAGCCGACCCAGACGCGCUGCUCGACCGCAAGGAGUACUGGGUGGUGGCGCGCGCCGGGCCCGUGCCGAGCGGCGGCGACGCGCUCAGCUUCACGCUGCGGCCCGGCGGCGACGUGCUCCUGGGCGUCAACGGGCGUCCGCGCGGCCGCCUGCUGUGCGUCGACACCACGCAGGCGCUCUGGGCCUUCUUCGCCGUGCGCGGCGGCGUCGCGGGCCAGCUGCGUCUCCUCGGUACCCUGCAGUCCAGCCCUGCGACCACGACUCCAUCAGGGUCCCUCAGCGGCUCCCAGGACGAUAGUGAUUCAGAUAUGACCUUCAGUGUCAACCAGUCCUCCUCGGCAUCUGAGUCAUCCCUGGUGACAGCCCCCAGCUCCCCGCUGAGCCCCCCGGUGUCACCCGUGUUCUCCCCACCGGAGCCGGCAGGCAUCAAGAAUGGCGAGUGCACGGUGUGCUUCGAUGGCGAGGUGGACACGGUCAUCUACACGUGUGGACACAUGUGCCUGUGCCACAGCUGCGGCCUGCGGCUCAAGCGGCAGGCCCGGGCCUGCUGCCCCAUCUGCCGGCGGCCCAUCAAGGACGUCAUUAAGAUCUACAGGCCAUAGCCUAGCCCGCCCACGGGCCUUGGCCGGAGCAAGGUCACCUUUCUGAAGCCCCCCUGGGCUGGGCAACCACAUGGCUGCCAGGGAGUCCAAGGGCAGCGGCCGUCUCUCCAGUGGAAGGCGUGACAGUCGUGGAGUGACAGGCAGGGGUUGCUUCCGGCUCCAAAGUGCUUUGCUCCCAAAAGGCCGUCCCAAGAGCAAGCUCAGGAACUGCCUGGCAGAUCACCCUGUCCCUUGGUGACCUUUCAGCUGGGAAACAGCGUCCUCUGUCUGUGCAAUGCUUCUUGCUGGGGUUGGGUUGAGUGUGAGAGAGGGGGAGGGGAGGGAGGGAGAACAGAGAGAAUGUGUGUGUGAGAGAGAGAGAGAAUGAACGUGUAGCGAUUUUACCAGGGGUCCCGGCUCCGGGAGGAAAUGUGCCAUCCGGAGCCCCGACGUUGGCAUGACUAGAAGUUGUUCACUUUCUGGGGAUGGGACAUAAGCUGGUUUUGAAUGUAUUAAGCUGACCCUAACAGAACUCCCUGGGGUGGUGUAGAAAAGAGAUGCUCAGAUUUUCUAAGGGGAGGCAAAAAUAACUCAUUGUUUACAGCUCCAAAGCAUCAACUCCUUGAGGGGAAGGUGGGCGGAGAACAAUUCACUUCUUCAUUUCUUACUGGGUCUUAGAGCUGGGUGUGAUGGCACUGAGGCCAAGCCCUCUGGGCUGUGUCAUCUUUUCACCCCUUCACCCCCAGACUGUCUAAUAAUACACACAUCAUACCUUGUCUCUGUCUCUGGAGGCAAGUCUCUUGUAAUGCCCCUGCCCAUCUCCAAGGAGAAGACCAGCAGUAGGUUCUGUUUUUCUGUGGGAGAGAAAGAAUCCCAGAGGCAGGUGACCCACCUGGAGCUGGAAAGCCCACUCCACGAUGCAGACAGCUCUCUACCUUCCUGCGGUGGCCCCUGGGCCUGGCAUUCCCAGGGGACCUGCUGGCAGGAGGAGGAACGAGGGCUUUAUAACUUUGGUUAUAACUUUUGGUCUUUGCUCUGAUUCUCAGUGUAUCUUCCUCCGCUGGUUACUAAAGUGUUCACUGAUAAGUAUGUUAACUAAUGAUCGAGACAGUAACUAAAAAUGCUGGCAUUGGGAUUCUCUCCCUUCCCAGACCUACCUGCUGGUAUUUCCUGGGACCCUGGCCCUGCCCCACCCCCUCAGCCCUGCCCAUCUCUGCAGACUCCCAGAUCACACCCGGGCUGAUGGGCUGGCCCAGGCCUGUCCCUCCCUUCUUGCCCCCAGUUCUGGGCUGCACCUCUGCCUUCUUCUGUGCUGUCCCAUUAGGGAAGCCCCUUGGCCUAUUUUUCAGUUCCCAAUUAGAAGUCUAGAACCCGACAACUCCAAGAGUUCUUGGGAGGACCAGCACAACGUUCUAAAAAGCCUGAGACGCCUUACAAAAAGCAAGUAUCAUUUGUAGUACAAUUCCUAAUCUGUUCAUACCCUGCUGAAGGAGGGAAGGAGGGAGAAGAAGGCAGGGGAGUUGAUGCAUUCAUAUAACAAACACUUGCUGGGUGUCCAGAGCAAAGCUGGGCCAGGCCCUCACCAGAUCAAGCCCCACAAACCAGCUGGUGCCCAUGCGAUGCUGGCGGUUUGGGGCCUCCUGUUCCUCCUCUAGCUGGGAGGAGUCACGGUUGUCUGACCUGAUUCCAACUUAAGGCCCCCACUCUCUAGCCCCAUCAAGAAUCCCUGAUUAUUUACUUUUCCCUAGAAAAUCUGGGGAAGUUCCCACAUUUUAAUUUUGCAGCAGAAUCUUUUGAGCAGCUUUUGGAACCACAGUGUUUGCCAAGAUAAGAGUUUGGGAAUCCAGCAGCCCUGGGUGCCUGGCUGAAUUUGGUUUCCUGCAUGUGCUGGGUGUGGGCGGGGCCACACACAGGCCUUGCAUGGGAGGACUCCUCACCCCAGGCCUGUGGUGCUCCAGACAACCGUCUCCUGUCUACACUGAGACCCAGCCACAAGCUGUGGGGUCUCAGUGGCCUGGGGGAAAGCAGCUCCACUCUCCUGCCCUUCCUGGCUGCCCCUUUGGGUUCCAGCUGGGGUCACGUCCAGCCUCCACUGGGAAACCAGUGACUGAGGCCUGGACCCAGAGGUGGACCAGGUAUCUCCUGGCCACCUGUGACCUGGGAAGAAGGGAGUCAGUGGCCCGUUCAGCCUGCUCUGCAGCUACUAUAAAUAGCCUCCCUCUUUCCAAGAGGAGGUAAGGAGGUGUUUAUCUUCUAAAAACCAGACGUUUCCUGGUGCUCUGAGCGUUAGUGCUACAGAGGAGAUGCACACAUCCCCACUAUGUUCUGUCUUGAGAAGGGGACAGAGAAAGAGGAAAAGGAGCCACUGUAUUUUAUUUUGCAUCUACAGUGUGCCUUGGCACUGGGCUAGAGAGACGACUUCCUGCGUGAAUCCUGUGAGGCAGGUCUUAUUGCCGUAAUAAGUCACGUCUAAGACACUGCCGGUCAUAUAACACACUGUUUUACAUACCAUAAGGAAAAAAACGCUGCCAAUCUUAGCUAAGAUGCUACAACCGUACAGUUCCUUCCAAUCAGAGAUGUUCACGUGUGGAAAAAAAAAUUGUGCUACUUAGAAUCUAUGAAAGCUGGUAUUAUCCCACUUGGCAGGUAAGGAAACUGAGGUCCUGUGAGUGAAGUGACCUCAUGAUCACACAACAGGAGGUGGCAGGGCUGGGAUUCAAACCCGGGAGUGUCUGCUGCCACAUCCCACACUCCCACUGCCUGGCUUCAAGUCCCAGGAAGCUCGAGACUGUGAGUUUUCUCCCUUGAAACUCACCUGGAGAGAGUCCGGGCACCUGUGCCUAUGUGGAGGGUUCCGGCCCCAGCCAGGGCCCCUCCGCUGCCCACACCCUGGGAGGAAAAGCGGCCUCCCUUCCAGGCUCAUCUGCCCACUGCCCACCUUCUGACAGAGCUGAGCUCUGUGAGAUCUGGACUCCAACCCAGGGGCCCUCUCUUGUUAUGCAGGGGGGUCCACAGUUGGGGAGAGACCUGGGGCCUUGUCCCACCAUCUUCCUAGGCCCCGUGAUCACCACCCCCUCAAGCGGGGCCCCAGCCCCCCGAGCACCCCUCACGUGACCCAGCCCUCGGCUGUUCCAGGUUCACUGCCCAUCGUGUGCUCUUCUGGGCCACAGCAGCCAGGGCUCCAGGGCGAGGACAGGGGAGACCUGAAAACACCCCGUUGUUAAUGGUCUUGUGCCUGUUCACUCAGAGCCUCCUGAAAAACUGGGCUGUUUCCAAGGCAAAUCCAGCUCCUUGUCCUAGCAGGUUCUCAGAAUGGGGAGCCCCCUGGGAUGGAGCUGCUCCUCUCACAGCAGCACCACGUUUCCAGUCCCUCAAUGCCACUCAUCAGCAUGGACUGUGUUCAGGACACACGGUGAACUUUUCUCUGACCCCCUGGUGCUGGUCCUGUGCUAACACGUAGUAGUUACUCAGUAAAGGUUUGCUGAGUAAACCAGAAAUCAGAUUAUGAGUGUUCAGGGGUUUGAUAAAACAGCACCACGUAACACACACAAAGAUAACUCCAGAAACAUUUGCUGAGUACCUAAUAUGUGUGAGGUGCUGUGAGGAUAGAGCAGAGGGGACCGUGUCCCAGCUGUGAUGCCAGCAGGGGUGACACUAAGAGGGGAAUGAGAUAUUUGGGGCAGAAUCCACUGGGCUCUCUUGGCCAUCUGCUGCCUUGGGUCCGUUGAGGUGGGUGCCCAAAGGCUGCCUUCUUGACCAGAACUGCUGUGCGCUUCACAGAACCUCCUCAUUAGAAAUGCUGGGCACAUUGCAGUCAGUGAGCUGCUGCCAAAACGGCAUUAAGUAGAACCCCCGGAGGCCCCGCGGGUUGGUGAUCACCCUCAGGUCCUGCCAGGGAGACACAGUGGGGAAGCUGGCUAAUUGCUGCUUUCAGGUCCUGGAAAUCAGUCGCCAAGGCCCAGGAGAACCCCGGUGAGUCCGUCCAGUUGAGGCAGAGAGGCAAUAACCUCCCACUGCUCGGCCCUGCGCCUGCCCCAGUCCUGGCAGGGGGCACCGGCUCAGGAACACGCGGCCUCCUGGCAUUUCUCGGUUUUAACUGUCUCGCUGUCUUAUCCGAGUCCCUAAUGAAAUGACUUGUGCGACAAUCUGUCUGUGCCUUACGAAAGUGUCUGUGCACUUUUUAUCCUUUUUAAAAGCAACUUUUAAAAGUGGAUGGGGAGUGGGGCUAGCAUACGUGGUAGGGUUCUAGAAAUCUGUGGUCAUCGCUGAAAUCCUUUUUGCAUCAUGUUUUUGAUGUUGGAGUGAUGAAGUGUACAUCCCCCACCCCACACACCACUACCUGUGUACAGACCUUUUAAAACAUGUCUUCUUCUUUUUCUGAUUCAAUACUGUGACCUCUCCAAUACAGUCUAAUCCUUGGGGAUCUGUAAUCAAGGUUUUAAAACCUGGGAAGUGGGUUGGGAAGGGUUUGCACUGGUCUUGCGUGUUGUGCUUUUCUGUGUUGUGUGUUUUGAUUUUUGUCUGUUUUUAUGUUUUAUAUUGACAUAAUUUUCCUGUUUUAAAAAAAAUACAACUUCGGCUUGUUAAAAAAGUCUUCAGAACUCAAUUUUUAAAAUCCCACUUACAUACACUGAUGGGGAGUGAAGGUGAGGAUCCAAAUCAUUGCCAGCCUUGGGGAAAUAAAUUGAAAAAUGUCCAUAGAACCCCGACAAUGUUUGAUGCCUUUGCCAAAUAACUCACUUCUGUGAAAAUCACAAGGAAAUCAUUCUACUCAAGGAUGAGAUCUACGUGUAAAGAUAUUCACUGCAGCAUUUUCUAGAGUGGUAAAAAACUGUGAGCAACCCUAAUGUCCAACAACCAGGGUGUAUUCACCAAGACUGUUGGUUACAAGUGACAGAAACCCAACUCGGAUAGGUUUUAGGGGGAUAAAGAACUAGGGAACUGAAAAGUC
Symphalangus syndactylus (siamang) is the source of this 6742-nucleotide messenger RNA. RefSeq names its product neuralized E3 ubiquitin protein ligase 1B (gene NEURL1B). Gene Ontology annotation, biological process: ubiquitin-dependent endocytosis. Lineage: Eukaryota; Metazoa; Chordata; Mammalia; Primates; Hylobatidae. The record is from RefSeq and is a predicted model, not a curated record. Gene Ontology annotation, molecular function: ubiquitin protein ligase activity. Gene Ontology annotation, cellular component: early endosome.